AUGGUACUCUUCAUACAAAUCCACAUUCAACAACUCUCCCCGUUCGUCGCCUUUUCGCCGUCCUGGAGCGCUGCUUCCCCUUUGACUUCACCAUCUAAACUCAAGCAUGCUUAUACAGUCUCGGAAGAGGAGGAAGACGAGAUCACAGUGUCAACACCGUCAAGAACGACCACGGAUCAGCCUUUCAGAAGAGCACAAACCGAACCUCCACCUUCACCAAUAGCACGCCAAUCACAACCAUCAUCGCCCUCAAAAUAUGAGGCGGGGCAGUUCCUGUCGACCAACUCAAAGACUUCAGCGAGUAGGGAGCCAAGAAGACUCGUGUCCAACGGCAUGCUAUCUCAAAACGAUAAUCUCUCAAAACUGCCACCGCAGCUCCUGCAUAACAUGCGCGAGUCCUUCUCUGUGCUCGACUCAAAUUCCAACGGUACAAUCGACGCCUCCUCUGUGGCGGAGACGCUGCAAUCCCUGGGACUGCACGAAAGCAAUCUGUCUCAAUUCUUCCCACCAGGACAGCCGCAACAGAUGUCCCUUCCGCAGUAUCUCAAUCAGCUCGCCAAUAUAUUGGUGGGGUUAUCACCCCAACAAGAGCUGCUCAAUGCUCUGUCUGCCUUCGACGACGAUGACAGCGGACAAAUCGAUGUUGCAGAGCUUCGCGCGGCUUUAAUGAGCACAGUACCAGACCCGGGUGAACGACAACUGACCGCAAAGGACAUCGACCGAGCAAUGGAAGGUUUCACGGGAAGGAGGAUUUUGGGCAAAAAUGUGAUUGGAAUCGCAGGAGUGCGAGGCUUGAAAGACCCUGCUCCAAAGAAAGGAGGCGAUGUGUUUCGUUACCAGGAGUUUGUGGCGAAUCUGACAGGCGGACCUGCAACAGACUCGGUGCAUCCGCAGGGUGUUUCCUCGCGGUAA
This is a messenger RNA of Fonsecaea monophora, 912 nucleotides long. RefSeq lists its product as hypothetical. The transcript has 3 exons. NCBI's taxonomy places the organism in Eukaryota, Fungi, Ascomycota, Eurotiomycetes, Chaetothyriales, Herpotrichiellaceae. Gene Ontology annotation, molecular function: myosin heavy chain binding; cytoskeletal motor regulator activity; calcium ion binding. Bases 1 to 912 code for a protein of 303 amino acids. The record is from RefSeq and is a predicted model, not a curated record. Gene Ontology annotation, biological process: mitotic cytokinesis; actomyosin structure organization. Gene Ontology annotation, cellular component: myosin II complex; cytoplasm.